AUCCAACCCUUGUCCCGCUCUUCCUGUUACGGUUCAAUCUCAAACCGUCAGGGAAAUUGCAAAGCUCACCGCUCAAACGCCACCCAAAAUGACACCAAACCAGUCAACCAGUGACCACCACGCAACACACACAUGUCUUCGUCGCACACAGAAUGGCACACACACACACUCUUGGACUACCAAAAUUGCCAAAGCUCCCAUCUCGUGCCGUCCAUCUUCAGACGACACCCAAUCAACCAGUUACAGAGUCAAUAUAAAGUUGCGACGUGCGUAAUUUUGAGUUGACGAUAGCGAGAAGAGUACGAAUGCAGAACUCAACUUUGUCUCUUAGAC
This is a messenger RNA of Colletotrichum phormii, 333 nucleotides long. RefSeq lists its product as uncharacterized. The transcript has a single exon. The record is from RefSeq and is a predicted model, not a curated record. NCBI's taxonomy places the organism in Eukaryota, Fungi, Ascomycota, Sordariomycetes, Glomerellales, Glomerellaceae. The coding region runs from base 89 to 274 and encodes 61 amino acids.